AUGUUUUUGACCAGAAGUGAAUAUGAUCGUGGGGUCAGCACUUUUUCGCCGGAGGGAAGACUUUUCCAAGUCGAAUAUUCGUUAGAGGCCAUUAAAUUGGGUUCCACGGCCAUUGGUAUUGCAACAUCUGAAGGUGUUGUUCUGGGAGUUGAGAAAAGAGUCACUUCUCCUUUACUUGAAGGAGAUUCUAUCGAGAAAAUCGUGGAAAUUGAGCGUCACGUCGGUUGCGCGAUGAGUGGUUUAACAGCCGACGCUCGUUCCAUGAUUGAACACGCCCGUGUGUCGGCAGUCACUCACAACCUAUACUACGAUGAAAAUAUCAGCAUCGAGUCUCUGACGCAAUCGAUCUGUGACUUGGCUCUGAGGUUUGGUGAAGGUGCAUCUGGCGAAGAAAGAUUAAUGUCAAGACCCUUCGGUGUGGCGCUAUUGAUUGCUGGAUAUGACACCGAGCAAGGCUAUCAACUUUUCCACGCAGAGCCAUCGGGAACUUUUUAUAGAUACAAUGCCAAGGCCAUAGGUUCAGGGUCCGAGGGUGCACAAUCAGAACUUCAAAACGAGUGGCAUUCUUCUCUCACAUUAAAGGAAGCUGAACUUUUAGUACUCAAGAUUCUUAAGCAAGUGAUGGAAGAAAAGCUGGACGAAGACAAUGCUCAGCUAAGCUGUGUAACCAAGGAGCAGGGAUUCCAAGUAUACAGCAACGAGAAAACUGCUGCAAUCAUCAAAGAGUUGAAGGAAAAAGAAGCUCAGCAGAGUUCUGAGAACCCGGACAUAGAAAUGACCACGUAA
Messenger RNA from Lachancea sp. 'fantastica', 786 nucleotides. The record is from the annotation of a GenBank genome assembly. Lineage: Eukaryota; Fungi; Ascomycota; Saccharomycetes; Saccharomycetales; Saccharomycetaceae.